AUGCGCUACGUGAAACAGCAGCCAGAGGUGGCACCAACCGACACCAAGUUCUUCAGACGGUGGCGUGAUAUAGCCGAGCGGAAUGACAUGCCACCAUUGUUUCAGGAAGUGGGGAUUGAGAGUACUACAGACAACGCUGACCGAGAGGUAGCGCCAGUGUUUGAAGACGUCCUUGAUUUAUUAGGUUCUAGAGGAAAAUUCCAGACUAGACUGAAUAUCAUAUUUAAUUGCUUUGGUCCAUUUGUCAACCUGCUGAGCGUGUACGCCUUCCAUCUUGCCAUGCAAACUCCUGAUCACUGGUGUUACGUACCCGGGAAAGAAAACACUAACUUCACAGUUGAUGAAUGGAAGAAUAUUACAGUUCCCAAGAUAGGAAACAGAUUCAGCAGGUGUAUGAUGCACAACAUAAGUGAUAUCGAUGACGUCAUCAACGUAACAACGAUCCCUUGCCAACAUGGCUGGGUAUACGACGAUACUUGGUUCUCCCUGACGGCGCCAUCGCAAAUGAACUGGGUCUGUGACGAUGCCCACAUCGUUAGUGACGUCAUGUUCUACGCACAAAACGCUGGCGUAAUUCUAGGACUGGUGCUCGGCUACGUUGGAGACAUGCUUGGCAGACGGCCGCAGCAGUUCCUGUGCCUGGCAUUCCACUUCACCAGCAGAGUCACACUGGUCGUGUCCCCGUCUGUGCUUGUACUCUUCACCCUGGCGGAGUCUUUGGCUACCUCAGCAUCUGGGCCUAUGUUCGAGUCAGCGCUGUCCGUCGGCCUGGAACUCACGGACGUCAAGCACCGUACUACCAUCUGUGCCAUGGCAUGCAUUAGCACCGGCGUGUCGAUGAUUAUCAGUGGCCUACUUGCCUGGGUUUUCCGCAGCUGGAUCUAUUUCCUUCUUUUCCCGGGACUAUGCUGUCUUCCAAUGUUUCUCUUUUGGAGGUGGUUCCCCGAGUCGCCUCGCUGGUUGGCCUGCAGGGGCCGCGAGCAGGAGGCGCUGACCGUGCUGCGGCGCAUCGCCGCCACCAACGGCUCUGCGGUCGCCCCGUUCACCUCACGGGUGCUCCACGCCGUGGCGAAGAGCAAACGGGACCGGAAGGGCUUCCUCAGCAUCUUCUCCAGCUGGAACCUUCUCCGAAACACAGUGAUGCUCAUUGUUGCUAGGAAUGUCAAUAUACCAUCACGAACAUCAAUGUACCCUGGACCUACACUCUUCUAUGUGCGAUGGUAUGGUGUCAGCAGGGCGGUGUACCUGCUGACGUCUCUGGCGCUGGUGCUCAGCGUGGGCUUGCUGAGCGUCAACCCUUUCCUGACGGUGUCCGCGCAGGGCGUGGCGCAGCUGCCGGCCUUCAUCGCGGUCCACUACUGCGCCUCCAGGUUCGGCCGGCGCUGGUCCGCUGCCGCCUGCCCACUGCUGGCCGCAGUCGCAGGGGCUGUCCUCGUGCUUAUGGUGACCACGGGUACUUCCGGCAUCGCCCUGACAGCGGUGGCCUUUGCGAUGCAGUUCUUCACAACUGCGAGUGGUGGAAUAUCACACUUGCAGAGCGCGGAAGUGCACCCCACGUGCCUCCGGCAGAUUACUGCCAGCCUCGAAUGGUCGAUCGCUGCCAUCUUUCUCUCCCUCCUUCCGUACAUAGUAUUCAAGGCUGGAUCUGUAGAUGAACGGCUGCCAUUUGCCAUCCUCUCGGCACUCAAUGUUCUGGCAGCUGUUUCCGUGUCGUUCUUGCCAGAAUCAGCUCUGCAAAGGCUGCCGGAGACCCUGAAGGAUGCUGCAGUCUUUGGACGAGGUCGUCGUUACUGGAGCUGGAAGCCUAAGCCACCACCGAUUUCUACAACAGAGCAACAUGUUCUCACAUGA
This is a messenger RNA of Schistocerca nitens (vagrant locust), 1851 nucleotides long. RefSeq names its product solute carrier family 22 member 7-like. Gene Ontology annotation, cellular component: membrane. The coding region runs from base 1 to 1851 and encodes 616 amino acids. Gene Ontology annotation, molecular function: transmembrane transporter activity. Gene Ontology annotation, biological process: transmembrane transport. The transcript has 9 exons. Lineage: Eukaryota; Metazoa; Arthropoda; Insecta; Orthoptera; Acrididae. The record is from RefSeq and is a predicted model, not a curated record.